Molecule: messenger RNA, 1833 nt
Organism: Lampris incognitus (smalleye Pacific opah)
Lineage: Eukaryota; Metazoa; Chordata; Actinopteri; Lampriformes; Lampridae
Product: zinc finger protein 536-like
Exons: 3
Coding region: 1-1833 (610 amino acids)
Biological process (GO): regulation of DNA-templated transcription
Cellular component (GO): nucleus
Molecular function (GO): RNA polymerase II cis-regulatory region sequence-specific DNA binding; DNA-binding transcription factor activity, RNA polymerase II-specific
Source: RefSeq, a predicted model, not a curated record
AUGGCGGUAGGGCCCAUCGUGUUCUCUUCCACAGUUGCGGGGGACACAGUUGUCCCUCUCACGCCGGACUUUCAGGAGAUCCUCACCCCUAUUGCCGGCUCUGACCACCAUACUGUAACAUCAACCAAUCCGCAAAACAAGAGCCUCAUUACCCCAGCCACCCACCCAAUAAGUGGCCAGAUGGCCCUUCUGGCCAAUCAAAUCAUGGAUCCCCGGAUCCUGGGCAAUAUGAAUGGGAGAGCGGAGCUUCCUCAGUUCCUAAGGGCCCCCAACCAGAGCAUUGUCUCGCAGGUGAAUGCCACCCAGGAGGACAACCGCAAGAACAGAAAAUAUCCCUGCCCUUUGUGUGGGAAACGUUUCCGCUUCAACAGCAUCCUUUCACUGCAUAUGCGCACACAUACAGGCGAGAAGCCCUUCAAGUGCCCAUACUGUGACCACAGGGCUGCACAGAAGGGCAAUCUCAAGAUACACCUCCGCACUCACAAGCAAGGCAUUCUGGGCAAAGGGCGAGGGCGAAUCAGAGAGGAGAACAGGUUGCUUCAUGAGCUAGAGGAGAGGGCAAUACUAAGAGACAGGCAAUUGAGAGGCAGCCAUGUUGGCCAUCAGCAAACGUCCCAUUCAACCCCAUUCAAUCAGAAGAGCCAGCUGCCCCAGGUUGCCCCCACACAGCUCCAGCUCUCCCAAACCUCCUCUGUGGAGAUCUUGUCGCAUACAUCCACAUCUCCUAAAGUUGCUGUAAUCCAAGAUGAGCCUGCCCAGCCACAGCCCACCGGCUUCCGUUGCUCCUUUUGCAAAGGCAAGUUCAGGAAGCAGAAAGAGCUCGAGCGUCAUAUCAGGAUUCUACACAAACCGUAUAAAUGCACUUUGUGUGAGUUUGCUGCUUCACAGGAGGAGGAACUCAUUGGCCAUGUGGAAACCACCCAUAUCACUGCCGACUCGGGCCCAGGUCAGAAGCCUGCCAUGGCAGGUACAGAGAAAGGCAAGGCCAUAGGUGAGUUCCCCUGUGAGGUGUGUGGCCAGACCUUCAGCCAGGCCUGGUUCCUGAAGGGGCACAUGAGGAAACACAAAGAUUCGUUUGAACACAGCUGUCAAAUCUGCGGUCGCCGUUUCAAAGAGCCCUGGUUCCUCAAGAAUCACAUGAAGGUCCACCUCAAUAAACUGGCAGCCAAAGGUAAACUCCCCACUGAGCAUGAAACAUCUGCUAACAUGAGUAACCUAACACAAGACCCACAGGCCAAUGUCUACUCCCAGUACAUUUCCAGCCUACAAAACAGGUUCCUCACGGCCGACAGAGCUGGUCAUCAGCCAGACUACAGCCAGAUACUGGCCACAGGAGGCAUUGAGAUGAAGGUUAGGGACAUGUUAGGGAGAAUGAUGGCCUCAGGGCUGAGCCCUUUAACUGAAGGAGAGGGUCUUUCUCUGCAGGGUUUGAAUCAUCUUCACCCUCCACUUGGCUCAAACAGUAUGGAAUAUCUACAGCAGUCUGUUACUGAUGGAGACCCGCGCAACAGCAGAAGCUACCCCGGCUGGCAGAUCAUGGCACCAAGAUUGGCUGUAGAAAAACUGAUGCUUGUUCCAAAAGACAAGCUGCAGCAAAGUUCCUACCUGUCUGAGAGAUGUUUGCCAGUUGAUGAGAGGAAAGUGUUUCUCGGCGAACCAGACGCUAAGGCAGUCAGCAGACCCAGUACCCCUGGAAGCUUGAGUCACCGUGGGCCAGCUGAGACGGUCACAGAGACAGGCUCCUCUCUGUCUGGUGGUGCUCAGGACAGCCGCCCACAAUCUUCUUCUCCAGCUACAGUCCUGUGUAAUGGUAGACUCACUCUGGGGGCUUAG